UCCCGUGGGCCCCUUUAAGGGAAGCUGUGAUGAGGAUGAUGCCGGGCUGAGAAAGCAGAAACCUGGCCGGGAAGCCCAGCCCUCCCUUUCCCCGUUUCCCCUCCCUUAAUGCUUCUGUGACAUUCAGCAAAGAAGAGAGAGAUGAACCUGGAAGGAAGGGAGGAGGAAGAGCCUCUGAAUGCAAGCAGAUGGAAAGGAGGGAGGUCUCUCCAGAUGGGCUGAGGAGAAGGAGAAGAAGCAGAGAAAGGCCCUCUCUUCUUAUCUAUCCAUCCCUCCAUCCUUAGACAACACAAACACACACCCCUGGCUUGCUUAGUGACUGACAGGAUGGAGGAGAAAUCAGUUUCUGCUGCAGCUCUUGCAAAAAGGACUUGAGGCAUCAGCUGUCUCUCUCUCUUUCCGCAGUCUUUGGCAAAAAGAGGCCAGAAGUGGUCCAUGCCCACAUCCUUUGAAAGAGCCAGCAUCCCUCUGUUUUCAGCAUCCCUUCCUCUCUCUCUCUCUCUCUCUCAGCAUCCUUUGUCUCUUCGCUGCAGCUCUGAGGGGAUUUGCAGGGCUGGUGCUUUGCUAUAUAUAUUAUUUUUGCAACAGGAAAACCUGGACACACCUAUGUCCGCAGCUUGGGGGAAAGCAGAGGCUGCACCGAAGGAGCCAAGAGGCGCUCCCUGAUUUGGCAUCCAAGCAAAGGAAGGCAGAGCCCGGCAACUAUGGCUGAGAAGACCCUGGACCCCGCCUGCGUCUCCAUCGCCUUGGAGGACGCCGUCUGCAACUCGGGGGCCCAGGAUGCCCCUCUUUUGACCACUCACUUGAAGAAGGUGGAGAACCACAUCACGGAUGCCCAGCGCUUCUCCCACCUCCCCAAACGCUCCGCCGUGGACAUCGAGUUCGCCGACCUGUCCUACUCCGUCCGCGAAGGGUCCUGGUGGCGCAAGAGAGGAAAAUGCUGCAGAGAGGGAAAGGAUGCUGCCGCCUGCCUUCGCUGGCGUUCCUGUGCUGGAUUCUCUGCCGCCGAGCGGGAGGCAGGUUACUGGCAGUCAAUGCACUGGAGUAACCUCGGCGCCGCAUCUCGCUUUGAGUGGCAGGCCAGCCGGCGCAACCGCCAUGGUGCAGCAGUGCAGGUUUCUGCAAACCUGAAGCUGAAUGAGAAGCAGGAGGUGAAGAAAGAACUGGUGAACGAAAUCUUGACGGCGCUGAGCCUCCUGGAGUGUUCUUACACCCGAACCAUGUCCCUGUCCGGAGGGCAGCGCAAGCGCCUCGCCAUUGCUCUGGAGCUGGUCAACAAUCCUCCAGUCAUGUUUUUUGAUGAACCCACCAGUGGUCUGGACAGUGCGUCCUGCUUCCAGGUGGUCUCCCUUCUGAAAUCCCUGGCCCAAGGCGGGCGCACCAUCAUCUGCACCAUCCACCAGCCCAGCGCCAAGCUCUUUGAGAAGUUUGACAAGCUCUAUAUCCUGAGCCAGGGUCAAUGCAUCUUCAAGGGAGCCGUGCCCAACCUCAUCCCAUACCUAAAAGGGCUGGGCCUUCAUUGUCCCACCUACCAUAACCCAGCAGAUUUCAUUAUCGAAGUGGCUUCCGGAGAGUAUGGCGACCUCAACCCGCUCUUGUUCCAAGCGGUCCAGAAUGGCCUGUGUGCCAUGGCAGACAAGAAGAGCAGCCCAGACAAAGUGGAUGCCUCUUGCCCGGGACCGUGUGUGGCGGAUCUGGACCACAUCGAGAGCCACACGUUUGCUACCAGCACCUUGACCCAGUUCUGCAUUCUCUUCAAGAGGACCUUCAUCUCCAUCAUGCGAGACACGGUGCUGACUCACCUGCGGUUCAUGUCCCACAUCUGCAUCGGCGUAUUGAUCGGGUUGCUCUAUUUGCACAUCGGCAACGAUGCCGCCAAGGUCUUCAACAACACGGGGUUCCUCUUCUUUUCCAUGCUCUUCCUCAUGUUCGCCGCUCUGAUGCCCACCGUCCUCACGUUCCCGCUGGAGAUGUCUGUAUUUCUGAGAGAGCACCUCAAUUACUGGUACAGCCUGAAGGCCUAUUUCCUGGCCAAAACCAUGGCAGAUGUUCCUUUUCAGGUCAUUUGCCCCAUCACGUACUGCAGCAUCGUCUACUGGAUGACGGGACAACCUCCUGAAGCCACACGCUUCCUCCUUUUCUCUGCACUUGCCACCUCCACCGCUCUGGUGGCCCAGUCCUUGGGGCUCAUGAUUGGAGCGGCAUCCACCUCUUUGCAGGUGGCCACAUUCGUGGGUCCCGUGACCGCCAUCCCGGUCCUUCUCUUCUCUGGCUUCUUUGUGAGCUUCAAGACCAUCCCAACAUAUUUGCAGUGGAGUUCCUACGUCUCUUAUGUCAGGUAUGGUUUUGAAGGCGUCAUCCUCACCAUCUACUCCUUGGAGCGUGAAGAGUUGGAGUGCAAGCUGCCCGAGUGUCCCUUCAAGGACCCCAUGAAGAUCCUCAAGGAGCUGGACGUGGAGGAAGCCAAGCUCUACCUGGACUUCAUUGUCCUGGGGAUCUUCUUCAUCUGCCUCCGGCUCCUGGCCUACCUCACCCUCAAGUACAAGGUGAAAUCCGAAAGAUAGGAAGGAGAACUUGGGGACACUUUGGGCGGACACCGUGGGAUGGGCGACAAAACAUUUCCCGGAAAACAAUGGGCAGAGAAGGGGCUCGUCGGAUCUUUGGGGAGAGAACGACCAGCUGAGAAGACUUGACGGAGAUGUCUCCAAACAGUUUUAACUUUUCCAAGCAUUGCAGAUUGGUCUCUCUUUCUCUUUCUCUCAGUGUUUUGGUACAAUUCUGGAACGUGUCAAAACUUUCUUCCCAGAGCAAUAUCAGUCGGAAGGAACUUGCGACCUCCGCAAAAAUCCACAUUAAUAUCUUCACGGAACAUUGUCUCAAAGGGACGCUAACCAACAAGGAAGCUUGGUUUCUGGUCCAUUGGGAAGAAGAUGGAAAGGGCGAUAACAGUGUUUUUUGGCGAGGGGGGGAUGCUAGGAUCUAUAGGCGGGUGGGAAAGCAGGGGUGGAGAAAUCCUCUACAAAGCACAGUUUUCUAGCACCGUUUGCCCCAGUGCCAUUUUUGACUUGCUCGCUUUCACAGACAUUGACUUGUAGCAUGUGUCUCAAUAUUACGAAACCGAGAGCCGUAUUAGGAGUGUUGCACAAGGCUUUGAAUGCUUACCAUAACCAUAGAAGGGGAGGGAGGGGCGUUUUGAGUCUUCCCUGCCCCUUAUUUCCCUUCCCAAAAAUCUCUGGUGUUUGUAGGAGAAACUUAAUGUGGGAUUGAGAAUUGCAAGCAGGACAAAAAAGGUCAGCUCCCCAGAACUUGGAAAACUCUCAUUUUAAAACUGCAUAAUUUAACAGCCAGCAUAAACUGCAAAAAAAAAAAAAAAAAAGUGGCCAAGGGAUUCUGCGAAUUGCAAUCCCCAGAAAAGUAUAUUUUCCAGAGUUUGUGCAUAUAGGUUGAAGCUGGGCUUAGAUGUAUUGUAGCACUUUGGAGACCUGCAGACUGUGGUGCGUCAGAGAUGGUCGUGAUUCUGCCAAAGCGCAGAACGUUGUGCCGAAUGUGGCAUCGUCAACUUCUUGAGAAUCUCCUCUUUGGCUUAUUGGAAAAGCAGAGGGGCAUGAUUCUCUAAAGCAGAAGAUUGGAAAUCGUGGUGCGAAGCUGUAAAAGAAAUGCUGCAAAAGGAAAUGGGAGGUGCAAAUCGGUCAAAUAAUUAUACAUAGGUUGCCGAAUUUACUUUUACUUGGCAUGGAAAUCUAACCAAAGCAUGAGCAGAAUGUAAGCUCAGGUUGAACAAACCCUUGGGAAUGUAUAGGCUUGAGAAAGACAAUCAUGAGUUUUGAGAUGAAUGACAUAGAGAACAGUUUGAAAACUAUGAAAGUUGGUGAACAAAUUAUUUCUCUAGAGACCUCAAAUGACCUAUUUUCACCCUAUUUCCAGCCUUCCUAGUCACUCCCUGGUGGCACAGUGGUUAAACUGCUGAGCUGCUGAACUUGCUGAUUGAAAGGUUGGUGGUUCGAAUCCGGGGAGUGGGGUGAGCUCCCGCUGUUAGCCCCAGCUUCUGCCAACCUAGCAGAUCGAAAACAUGCAAAUGUGAGUAGAUCAAUAGGCACCACUUCUGUGGGAAGGUAACGGCACUCCAUGCAG
Molecule: messenger RNA, 4131 nt
Organism: Anolis sagrei ordinatus
Lineage: Eukaryota; Metazoa; Chordata; Lepidosauria; Squamata; Anolidae
Source: RefSeq, a predicted model, not a curated record